Populus trichocarpa (black cottonwood) is the source of this 3436-nucleotide messenger RNA. RefSeq lists its product as uncharacterized. Lineage: Eukaryota; Viridiplantae; Streptophyta; Magnoliopsida; Malpighiales; Salicaceae. The transcript has 19 exons. Gene Ontology annotation, cellular component: mitochondrial inner membrane. The coding region runs from base 238 to 2955 and encodes 905 amino acids. Gene Ontology annotation, biological process: intracellular monoatomic cation homeostasis. The record is from RefSeq and is a predicted model, not a curated record.
GGGAUGGUCACACCCACACACAUUCCUUUUCUUGUAGAUUGCAGGAAGACCGAGCCAUCAUUCUUUUUUGUGAACGGACGUUUCUCCACGUCACCCAGAAGUAAAAACCUUACUGCCACGUCACCAAAACUUUCUCCUCUCUUCCUCAUUACAGACCCUUCUAUCCGCUUGCGCUCAAAUUUUCCUGCGUGCCAAACGCAAACAUUUCCCCGCUGACUUUCUAACCUUUACAUUUACAUGGAAGUUAAAUUGCAGCAUAGUAGCUUCUUAAAUUCAAGUUCUUCAAAUCCAUGCCUUUCACGAAAUUCAAUUGUUUCUAGUAUUUCCUGCAAAAGAGUAGCUCACUUGGAUUAUCUUCUGAUCAAUUGGGGCAAUUCAAGGAAAAGAUACCCCAUGAAGCAUACGUUGUGGAGGAAUGGAAAUCAUAGUCUUGAUUAUCAAUCAAUUGGAUAUAAGAAACUUAAUCUGACACAUAUGAAGACAAGAAGGACGGGGCACCUUUUUCCCCUAGCAUCCGGUGAUGAUGGUGUUACUGUCAAUGGGACUCCUUCUGCAAGUGCCAACAGUGAUGUGGAGGAUAUGAGAGUUCAACUCAACCAGUCGCUACAAGGUGAAGAUUCUGGUGAUAAACUUGUUCAAUCUUUACACGAUGCAGCAAGGGUUUUUGAGGUGGCAAUUAAAGAACAGGGUUUGCUAUCAAAGUUUUCUUGGCUUUCCACGGCCUGGCUUGGUAUAGAUAGGAACGCAUGGGUGAAAACGCUAUGCUAUCAGGCUUCUGUUUGCUCCUUACUACAAGCAGCACAUGAGAUUUCAUCCCGAGGUGAUAGUAGAGACAGAGAUGUAAAUAUUUUUGUUCAAAGGAGUUUAUUACGGCAAUCUGCUCCCCUGGAGAGCUUGAUCAGAGAUAAACUAUCUGCCAAACAACCAGAAGCUUAUGAAUGGUUUUGGUCUAAGCAAGUUCCGAUAGUGGUGACUUCUUUUCUUAAUUAUCUUGAAGAGGACCCACGCUUUACUGCUGCCACUGCUGUGUUUGGAAAAGGCAUGUCCUCGAGUCCAGGCAAUGGAAGUGAUGUUUCACUUCUUUUACUGGCACUGACUUGUAAUGCUGCAAUCAUGAAACUUGGCCCCACAAAAGUUUCUUGCCCACAAUUCUUUUCCAUGAUCUCAGAUAUAACUGGUAGAUUGAUGGACAUGCUGGUUGAUUUCAUUCCUGUACGCCAAGCUUAUCAUUCUAUAAAGCAUAUUGGUCUACGCAGAGAAUUUCUUGUCCAUUUUGGUCCUCGAGCCGUGGCAUGCAGAGUACAAAAUGAUUGUGGUUCAGAAGAGGUGAUUUUCUGGAUUAAUCUUGUACAGAAGCAGCUCCAACGAGCUAUAGAUAGGGAGAGAAUGUGGUCAAGACUAACAACAUCUGAAAGUAUUGAGGUUUUAGAGAAGGAUUUGGCUGUAUUUGGAUUCUUUAUUGCCUUAGGAAGAAGUACACAAUCUUUUUUAUCAGCAAAUGGAUUUGAUAUUCUAGAUGAUCCUAUUGAAGGCUUCAUCAGGUACCUUGUCGGGGGUAGUGUUUUGUACUAUCCUCAACUUUCAUCCAUAAGCUCAUAUCAGUUGUAUGUAGAGGUUGUCUGCGAGGAGCUGGAUUGGCUUCCUUUUUAUCCAGGCAACAUUGGCACCCCAAAUCUGUCUCAUGGACACAAAAAUAAACAGAAGGAUCCUCCAAAUGCUGAAGCUAUCCCUCAAGUAUUAUACGUCUGCUCCCAUUGGAUCCAAAGCUUUAUUAAAUACAGUAAAUGGCUAGAGAAUCCAUCCAAUGUUAAGGCAGCAAGGUUUCUUUCCAGGGGGCACAACAAAUUAAUCGAGUGCAUGGAAGAACUGGGAAUGUCUCGGAGAAUGACAGAAAGCAAUAUCAAUUAUUCUGUUGAGAUAACAGGACCUGCAAUUAAUUUGACCACUGGCAAAGAGACAGAUUCGUUCAAUAAGGCAUUGGAGAGUGUUGAAGGAGCUCUUGUGAGACUGGAAAAAUUACUUAAAGAGUUGCAUGUAUCAAGCUCUAAUUCUGGGAAAGAGCAUUUAAAAGCUGCUUGUUCUGAUCUUGAGAAAAUAAGGAAACUGAAGAAAGAAGCUGAAUUUCUGGAGGCAUCUUUCAGAGCAAAAGCGGCUUCGCUUCAGCAGGGAGAAGAUGAAAGUAGUCUACAAACUUCUAUUAGUGAGCAGCAACAGUACUUCAAAGGGAAAGGGAGGAAGAAUGCUAAUGUGAGGUUAGAUAGAAGUAAAAGUAAAUUUCAAGGAGCGUGGAACCUCCUUGCGCGCUCUCCAACCAAGAAACCUGGCCCUGAUGCUGCAGUUGUAGAUGCAUCUGGAGAUGCAAAUUUUGGGCAAACUACAAGUACGGGUAUUGGAGAGUCCGAGUCCAAUGAAAUUCAUCGUUUUGAACUUCUAAGGAAUGAGCUCAUGGAACUCGAAAAACGGGUCCGGAGAAGCACUGAUCAAUAUGAAAAUGAAGAGGAUAUUAAGGUUACAGAUGGUGAUGAGGCUGCAAGUUCUCAAUUAAUCCAGGUUGAAAUGAGUGAAAAUGUCAUUGAAAAAUCAAUUGUAAAGCUAAAGGAAACAAGCACGGAUGUCUUGCAAGGAACUCAGCUUCUAGGUAUUGAUGUUGCUGCUGCAAUGGGGUUUCUUAAAAGGGUCUUGAUUGGAGAUGAGUUAACAGAGAAAGAAAAAAAAGUUCUCUUGAGAACCCUGACGGAUUUGGCAUCAGUGGUUCCUAUCGGUGUUCUUAUGCUUCUUCCAGUCACUGCUGUGGGGCAUGCAGCAAUGUUGGCUGCUAUCCAGAGAUAUGUGCCAGCUUUGAUACCAUCCACAUAUGGAGCAGAAAGGUUGGAUCUCCUGAGACAGCUUGAGAAAGUGAAGGAAAUGGAAACCAGUGAACUGGAUGCCAAAGAAAAUGGAGAGAUACUAUCCUGAUCACAAGCAGCCCAGAUUAUGUACAGCCCGGGCAGUGAAAAAAACCUUCAAGAUGAGGUAGACACCAAUGACUGCAGUCCUGUGGAGUGUCAACCGGAGUGCCUGGCUCACGAUGACGAGAAGGGUGACCAUCAUAGCUGAACUGUGUCAAAUGCGUAAUGUUUAAGAACUAAACCUUCCUGUCUCCAUAAUCCAUCUCUUUGAUUACAGUAGAAAUGAUUUGGUUAUGCACUGGCUCUGGUUCCAGCAUUGUGUAGUUUGUCAAUGGUUGUCUGUCCAUAUCACAUCGACCUCCCUCAUCCCACUUACCAUUCCUGCAAUUUUUCAUAUCAAAAAAUUGUAACGACAUAUUACCCGAUGUGUACAGUUCCCAGCUGGAAGUGCGCCAAGAAUAUUUACCUGUAAUGUACUGGAGAGUAGCCAAAAAACACGAGUCCUUUCGGGGUUUAAAUUUUCAAUCCAUAACUUCGGUGUUUGUAGA